ACACUUGUAUUUUAUGCACCAAAUUAUAAGUCACUAACAUGGCUUCCUCAAACUUUCUAAUGAUGCUCCUCUUUGCUCUCUUUGUCAUCCCUAAGGGGUUUGCCAACUACGAGAAACCUCCAGAGUAUCAUCCACCAGUUGAAAAUCCCCCAUUUUAUAAACCACCGGUAGAGAAACCACCUGUGUAUAAACCACCAAUAGAGCAACCUCCAAUUUAUAAGCCACCUGUAGAAAAUCCUCCAAUUUAUAAACCACCAGUAGAGAAACCACCCGUGUAUAAACCACCGUUUGAGAAACCUCCAAUCUACCAUCCACCAGUAGAGAUACCACCAGUGUACAACCCACCAGUUGAACAUCCUCCAAUUUACAAGCCUCCUGUAUACAAACCACCAGUAGAGCAACCUCCCGUCUAUAAGCCACCAGUAGAGAAGCCUCCAAUUUACAAGCCACCAGUAGAGAAACCUCCUGUUUACCAACCUCCUGUUUACAAGCCCCCAGUUGAGAAACCUCCAGUGUACAAGCCACCUGUAGAAAAGCCACCAGUGUACAAGCCACCUGUAGAAAAGCCUCCUAUAUACAAACCACCAGUAGAGAAACCACCAGUGUACAAACCACCCGUUGAGAAACCCCCGGUUUAUAAGCCACCAGUAGAGAAACCACCUGUGUACAAGCCACCAGUUGAGAAGCCCCCAAUUUACAAGCCACCAGUAGAGAAACCACCUGUAUACAAGCCACCAGUUGAGAAGCCUCCAGCUUACAAGCCACCAGUUGAGAAGCCACCUGUAGAGAAACCACCAGUGUACAAGCCACCAGUUGAGAAGCCACCUGUUUACAAGCCACCUGUAGAGAAACCACCGGUGUACAAGCCACCAGUUGAGAAGCCACCUGUUUACAAGCCACCUGUAGAGAAACCACCGGUGUACAAGCCACCGGUGUACAAGCCACCAGUUGAGAAGCCACCUGUUUACAAGCCACCUGUAGAGAAACCACCAGUGUACAAGCCACCGGUUGAGAAGCCCCCAAUUUACAAACCACCAGUUGAGAAGCCUCCAGUGUACAAGCCACCGGUUGAGAAACCACCUGUCUACAAGCCACCUGUAGAAAAUCCACCUGUUUACAAGCCACCAUUUGAGAAACCUCCAAUUUAUAAACCGCCAAUAGAGUAUCCACCCGUGUACAAGCCCCCUUUUGAGAAACCCCCCAUCUACAAGCCACCUGUAGAGAAACCUCCUUUUUACAAGCCUCCGUUUGAGAAUCCACCAUUUUAUAUACCUCCAGUUGAGGAGCCUCCUGUUUACAAGCCUCCAUUCGAGAAGCCACCAAUUUACACUCCUCCAUUCUAGAGCCCACCUUACCACCCAAAGUUCCCUCGGGCAGGCGAUGGUACUCGUUAAUAGAACAUGCUAUGAAGAAAAUAUGUUAAAUAAGAGAUAUAUAGAGUUUUUUAUUUAAUCAAGGAAUAUAUAUAUUCAUGUAAUCUUCAUUUCAAUACUUUGUUUACAAUACUCUUGCUAUGAUAAGAAUAUGAGUGAAAAACAGAGAAAGAAAAUAGUGUGCUUUUCUAUUCGAAAUUAUGAAUAAGAUUUCUAUGAUUUAGAUGUUGUGUUGGUUGACUAAAUCGUGAUACAUCGACAGAGGCAGAGCCCCUCAUGCGCCAAGGUGGGUCAUGGCCCACCCCCAAAUUUUGUUUCUUAUUAUAUAUAUAUUAUGUUUUGUAAA
This is a messenger RNA of Medicago truncatula (barrel medic), 1719 nucleotides long. RefSeq names its product repetitive proline-rich cell wall protein 2-like. The transcript has a single exon. Gene Ontology annotation, molecular function: structural constituent of cell wall. Gene Ontology annotation, cellular component: extracellular region. The record is from RefSeq and is a predicted model, not a curated record. NCBI's taxonomy places the organism in Eukaryota, Viridiplantae, Streptophyta, Magnoliopsida, Fabales, Fabaceae. The coding region runs from base 39 to 1343 and encodes 434 amino acids.